UACGCGCACUUUGAAUGUUUGGGAAAUGAGGUGAAUAUUUUGAUACGAUAUGAUGAAAAUGCCUGUCUUGGAGAACGGAAAAACGGAAACAGAGGAAGAAGAAAUGGAGCAAGAAACCCCGGGAAGCAACAACAGUUCUGAUGAUGACUCAGAAAUGGGUUCAGAGGAAGAAGAUGGUUCAGAACUUGAUGAAGAAGAAUGUGAAAGAAGAAAAACAGAAUGCCUAGAUGAUAUGGCAGACCUAGAAAAACAGUUCUCAGAUUUAAAAGAAGUGCUUUACAAGGAGAGAAUGGGUCAAAUUGAACAUAAACUGGAGGAAGUUAAAGCAGGCAGGGCCCUGGAAUACCUCAGUCCUCUGGCACAACUACAGGAAAACAUGAGGAUUAGAACAGAAGUAGCAGGAAUCUUAAGGGAAUUCAGGAUAGACAGUAUUCAAAAUAAAUUUGAAAGUGAGGUUUUAGCUGCACAGCAAAAUUUAGAGAGUGAAAAGGAACUUUUAUAUGAUAGUGUCAAAGGUGAACUUGAGGAUAGAAUCCGCCGACUAGAAGAAGAUAGACAUAAUAUAGAUAUAUCUUCAGAUCUCUGGGAUGAAACACAAACAAUGAGUAAGAGUAAAAAGAAAAUAGACGGUACUUCUUCAGAACGAAGGAAAAAACCUGUUUCUGUGUCAGGGCCCUAUAUAGUAUACAUGUUAAAGGAUGUAGAAAUUAUAGAAGACUGGACAGCAAUUAAAAAGGCACUCAAACAGAAAAGGAAGUCAGAGUAUGAUUUCUGCUGAAGCUGGAACUUCUAAAUGUGCAAUGUUUAUGUGGUGCUUCUAAAGCAGACAGUCACUGCCAGCUGUCCGUAGCCUCGGUGUUCAGGUGUCAAGGACAUCUCCAAGACAACACAAGACUUGUGCUUGCCAGUAACUUGUUAAGCAGCUGACCAUGUAAAUCCAGGUGUGGGUGAAGAAUCUGAUGAAUUAUACCCACAUUUUUGGCAAGCUACACUAGAUAUGUGUUUUCAUGGAUGUGAGAGACUCUGUUUUCUGUUACAUUAAUAUUGAUUGUGCAUGCCAAAAUAAACUAUUAUUCAAUACAGUGUGUUAUAAAAAACAAAUUUGUAUACUUGAAAAAUCUAGAUUUUGUUUAGAUUUUUAAUCAAAAAAAUAGAAUAUUUUAUAAUCUGCUUUUAUAGCCCAAUUUGGGUGACCAUCUGUAGGUUUUUCCAAUCUAACAAUUGGAGCUACCCAGUUCUCUUAUACUCAACCUCUCCUAUACAGUGAAUAAGAUUCCCAGAAUAUUUGUCACCUAGUGUCAUUGUGAACCUCCUGUUUUUCUUUUCCAUCGAAUAUCUACUUCAUACAUAAACUCUUAUUUUGAAAUACAAUAAAGAUAGAGAUAGACAAUCCACUUGCAAAUUAUCAAUUGUUUUUGACAAUUUGU
Messenger RNA from Saccostrea cuccullata (small rock oyster), 1427 nucleotides. Its product is annotated as breast cancer metastasis-suppressor 1-like protein. Gene Ontology annotation, biological process: negative regulation of transcription by RNA polymerase II. The transcript is spliced from 9 exons. NCBI's taxonomy places the organism in Eukaryota, Metazoa, Mollusca, Bivalvia, Ostreida, Ostreidae. Gene Ontology annotation, molecular function: histone deacetylase binding. The coding region runs from base 50 to 778 and encodes 242 amino acids. The record is from RefSeq and is a predicted model, not a curated record. Gene Ontology annotation, cellular component: Sin3-type complex.